Molecule: messenger RNA, 1785 nt
Organism: Microdochium trichocladiopsis
Lineage: Eukaryota; Fungi; Ascomycota; Sordariomycetes; Xylariales; Microdochiaceae
Product: X-Pro dipeptidyl-peptidase C-terminal non-catalytic domain-containing protein
Exons: 1
Coding region: 1-1785 (594 amino acids)
Molecular function (GO): dipeptidyl-peptidase activity
Source: RefSeq, a predicted model, not a curated record
AUGCCGCUCAGGAACCUCGAUGUUGAGGUGCCAGUGGUGCCCAUCAACCCGCCCACAGUUGGUCGCGGGGGGUACACAGGGCUCAACCCCCGUACUGAGACUCUCCCCAGGGGCUGGAAGUUUGACCACCCUGACGCAAAGCCCAUAGACUCUGACAUCACUGUUGACCACGAUGUCGCGGUCAGGAUGCGAGACGGCACCACCCUAUAUGCCGACAUCUACCGGCCGCCAUCCUCCAGCGCUGGCGACAAGGUGCCCGCCAUCGUUUGCUGGUCUCCGUUUGGCAAGCAGUUCAACGGCAUCCUGUCGCUGGGUCUCAUGGUCCCCUGGGAUCUGGGCAUUCCCAAGGGCACGCUCUCCGGCCUUGAGAAGUUUGAGGGACCUGAUCCGGCCGAGUGGGUGCCGCGCGGCUAUGCCAUUGUCAACAUCGACGCGCGAGGUGCUUUCGACAGCGAGGGCACCAUGGUGAUAAUGGGCACGCAAGAGGCCGAGGACUGCUACGACAGCAUUGAAGCCUGUGCCAAGAUGCCCUGGUGCAACGGCAAGGUCGGCAUGGCCGGCAACUCGCAUUUGGCCAUCAUCCAGUGGUUCGUUGCUGCCCUCAGGCCGCCAAGUCUGGCAGCGAUAGCGCCGUGGGAGGGCUGCGGUGACCUCUAUCGCGAGCAGUUUGCGCGCGGCGGCAUCUACGGCGGUGACCUCUUCGACAAGCUUAUUGUCAAGUAUAUGCUGCAGGGUCGCAGUGGUAUCGAGAGCUUUGGCGACAUGUUUAAAAAGCACCCGCUGGCCAAUGCGUGGUGGAACGACAAACGCCCCGACAUGAAGAAAAUCAACAUCCCAACAUACAUCACCGGCACGUGGACCAACACGAUGCACGGCAUGGGGGCCAUUCGCGGCUGGCUCGAGGUCGACACCCCCGACAAGUGGAUGCGCUGGCACCCAUGGCAGGAAUGGUACGACCUCUGGGGCAAUAAUCAGGCCCGCGAGGAGCUGCUGCAGUUCUUCGACUACUUCCUGCUGGACAAAAAGAACAAUGGCUGGAAUACUGUCCCUCGUCUCCGAAUGGCCACUCUUCGGUUUGGCAAAAAGGAGCCUCAGUCUUAUGAGAACAUCGUCGAGGAUGAAUUUCCUCCUGCGCGAACCCAGUACAAGAAGUUCUAUCUCGCCCCAGAGGGCAAGGUGUCUGUUGAGCAGCCACUCCAAGGUCCCUCACACAUCGCCAGCUAUAACUCCGAGACCGCCGACAGGCUCGACUUUGUACACACGUUCUCGGAGACGACCACCAUCAUGGGCAUUCCCAAGGCCGUGUUGUACAUGUCGUGUCCUGACUACGACGACAUGGACGUCUACGUGACGGUGGAGAAGCUCGACAAGAAGGGCAAGCAGAUGACCAAUCUCAACAUCCCGUGGUCUGGCAUCCCUGUCAACUCGUUCGAGGAGAUGAAGCCCGAGCAGAUGACCGAAGUUGUCACUUACAAGGGGCCCAUGGGUAUCAUGCGAGCAUCGCUCCGCGCCAUUGACGAAUCCAAGAGUAUGCACCCGCACUGGCCCUACUACCCGCAAGACAAGGCGGAGAAGAUCACCCCAGGGACGAUUGUGCGGCUGGAUAUUGGCAUCUGGGCCACCGGAAUUGAGUUUGAGGCGGGCGAGUCGGUGCGGAUAGUCGUCUGUGGACGCGGUCUGGGUGUGAAUAAUUUCGGCUCAUUGGAACAUCUGGACAACAAGGGUAUACACCAACUGCACCUUGGAGGCGAGCAUGGCAGUCACGUUAUUCUUCCAUUUGUAUAG